Molecule: messenger RNA, 1818 nt
Organism: Carica papaya (papaya)
Lineage: Eukaryota; Viridiplantae; Streptophyta; Magnoliopsida; Brassicales; Caricaceae
Gene: APRL4
Product: APR-like 4
Source: RefSeq, a predicted model, not a curated record
UUCAUUCAUUGCUAUCCUUCUCUUCCCCGCCCUCUCCUAAAACCAGAAAAUAAAUAAAUACACACACACACACACAUAUAUAUAUAUUAUAUUAUAUUCAAUAAUUUUACUAUAAUCAACAAAAACCUAUAUAUUAUGUACAUGUAAAUAUCGUCUUCCUCUAUCCCAAAAACCCUCAUUUGCUUCUUCGCUUGUUUUUAGUUCCUGUCUGACAUAAAUCCCCAAACAAUCAAAAACCCAUAGACGGCCAUAAAGGAUAACAUUUUUGCACCUCCUAAAAAUGUUCUGUUUAUUCUUAUCUUCAAAUAUUUGAUUUUUUCUUCUCACUUUUUUGCUCGAGUGUCGAUUUUCCGUGAUUGGCUUGGGUGGUUUUGUUGAUGGGGACGAGGGCAUGGGAAACGGGGGUGGUGAUGCUGGCGUUAUUGUGGGCGAGGCUAACGUGCGCCGCCUUAGUAUACUCCGCUAGGGUUCCGUUUUGUUCCGUUGAGCCUGCUGUGGAAUCGAUCUUAGGGUUUCGUGAUCGGUACUACUGUUUCCUACACGAGGCUGCUACUGAUGGAUCUCCCAAUAUUAUUGCUGUUACCGAGGGAAAUGAGGUCUCGCUACAGAAGGCACUGAAUAUGGUACACAAGAGCAGUCAUGAAUAUGUGGCUGUGCUCUUCUAUGCAUCUUGGUGCCCUUUCUCUAGGUCUUUUAGACCAUGUUUCUCUGUCAUCUCUUCUUUGUAUCCCUCCAUCCCUCAUUUUGCUAUUGAAGAGUCAGCCGUAAGGCCAAGCAUACUCUCUAAGUAUGGAGUUCAUGGGUUUCCAACUCUAUUCCUUUUGAAUUCUACAAUGCGUGUGCGUUAUCAUGGCUCUCGAACUCUUGGUUCAUUAGUUGCUUUUUACAGUGAUGUUACUGGUAUUAAGACUCCAUCACUGGACAAAACAUCCUUGGAGAAAAUUGGACACUCAUCGAAUAUAGAGAAGCACGAUAACAUUGACCUGGAAAGCUGCCCGUUCUCGUGGGCAAGAUCCCCAGAGAAUUUGUUUUGCCAAGAGACAUACUUGGCUCUGGCUACAAUGUUUGUGCUGUUGAGACUACUAUACCUAUUAUGUCCUACUCUGCUAGCCCUUGCUCAGUUCACUUGGAGGUGGAUCGUCCAAAAUGUUAGACUGGAUAGUUUGUUGGAGCAUCCCGUGGCUUUUCUGAAUAGAGCAAUACAGUUGCUCAACUCUCUGAAGGAACCUUGUAAGAGAAGCAAUCUGCAGGAAGGAGCAAUGAAUGCCAAAGCGUGGGCUUCUAAAUCUCUUGCUACCGUUUCAAUUGGGGAUGCAAGCACAAGCAGGGUUGCAUCUGGUGAAUGCCGGUGACCAACUAUCUCCCCAAAAUGGGAAGGGAGAUGAUAUUCCUUUGAGAGGUCUGGCCGCACAGGCCACUAAUCACAAAGUUCUUUUUCGGCAAGAAUUUCCUUGGUAAGGAGUUUGGGAUACAAUGAUGGCAAUGAAAGCAAAAUAACAUUGUAUCCUGAGGUUGUAGUAAUUGAUUUUUCUAUGUCUAUAUGGUUUAGAGAACAAUUAGUUUUAUUUUUCAAACUCCAGGUGGAUCCAAAUAUACGGUUGUCAUUUUGCUCGACUGUGCCCCUUUUUCCUGUCCUUUGGUUUGGUUCAGUAGCUUCUUAAUUAUGUAUCUCUCGGAAUUACUUGUUAUAUUUCUGCAGGCCCAGAUGGGGGUGUGUCAUAAAUUCAGACAGAGCGGGGAAAUUCCAGUGAAAUUUUUAAGAGAAAUGUCAAAUGUAUAAAAAUUUGUGAAAAGAAUUAUACAAUCACAUUUGUCUGA